Drosophila sulfurigaster albostrigata is the source of this 1747-nucleotide messenger RNA. RefSeq names its product cytochrome P450 4e3-like. Gene Ontology annotation, molecular function: iron ion binding; heme binding; oxidoreductase activity, acting on paired donors, with incorporation or reduction of molecular oxygen. Lineage: Eukaryota; Metazoa; Arthropoda; Insecta; Diptera; Drosophilidae. The record is from RefSeq and is a predicted model, not a curated record. The transcript is spliced from 8 exons. The coding region runs from base 46 to 1617 and encodes 523 amino acids.
GUGCAUUUCAAGUUUUAGUUAGUUCGAGUCUUUGAACGCGUUAGAAUGUUUCUACUCAGUAUCGCGGCAAUUGUUUUAAUAUCGUGUAUAGUGCUGUACGGCAAGAGAUAUGCACGGGUCGUUAGACACAUUGACGGACAAUUUCCAGGACCAAGAGCCUAUCCGAUAUUCGGCAAUUUAUUGCAAUUGGGUUUUACGCCAGACGCUUAUUUGAGAACACUAUUAAAAUGGGGCGAACAGUAUGAUUACAAAAACAUGCGUCUUUGGGCUGGACCACUGCCUUAUGUGUUAAUAAUGGAAACCAAGUAUCUUGAGCAUGUGCUAAGCAGCACCUCUUUGGCAUAUAAAGAAGAUCCUUAUACCAUGCUGUAUCCCUGGCUGGGCAGAGGACUUCUGACUUCAAAUGAUCAUCAAUGGGCCGUACGUCGUAAGCUCAUAACGCCUUCGUUUCACUUUAGAAUCCUUAAGGACUUUCUGCAUGUCAUUAAUGAGACAACUGGUCGCUUUAUGACGCUACUGGAAAAAGAAUCUGCUACAGCUCACAACCAGAUGAUCGAUAUUCAAGAACUGGUCACAAGGAAUACUAUUGACGUUAUUUGUGAGACUGCAAUGGGCUUUCGGGUCAACAGCAUUGAGGGGAAACCUUCGCCGAUAGUAGAAGCCAUAAAUAUCCUCUGUCACAUUAUUCCCGAACGCGUAUUUGCCAUUGUGAAGCGCAUUGACUUCUUCUUUAAAAUGACCCCAUUAUACAAACAGCAGCAGGAGGCUCUGGCCACUUUACGUAAAGAGUUUGCAAAGAUUAUUGAACAGCGUCGCCUAUUAAUUAACUCUUCAAGUUAUCAAGCGUCGUUAGAAAGUAAUGAUGACGUCUUCGAGUCCAAGCGUCCUAAAAUGGCAUUCCUUGACAAUCUUCUGACGGCCGAGGUGGAAGGUAAACCAAUGUCAUUCCAAGACAUUUUUGAAGAAGUUUCUACAUUUAUGUUUGAGGGUCACGAUACUACGGCCUCGGCCAUAACAUUUGCCAUUUUGUGUAUGGCAUUAACGCCCGAGACUCAACAAAAGGCAUAUGAGGAGCAACUGAAAAUCUUUGGGGAUGAUAAAACAAGUCAUCCCACAUACGAUAAAGUGCAAGAGAUGAAGUAUCUGGAUCUGGUGAUCAAGGAGACAAUGCGACUUUUUCCCAGUGUGCCAUACAUUUUUCGCUUUAUUCGCAAUUCGACUGUAAUUUUGGAUAAAUACUUGCCGAAAGGAACGACAAUUGCAUUGCCCAUUCUGUCAAUCGGACAUAGUCCACACAGUUUUGAUGCACCUUUUGAAUUUCAACCCGAACGCUUCGAGGUUGACAAACGCUCCCAAGCAAGUGCCUUCGAUAAUGUGCCCUUCAGUGCCGGACCCAGGAACUGUAUAGGUCAAAAGUUUGCGCUGCUGGAGCUUAAAGUGACGCUGUCAAAAAUAAUUCGCAAAUUUCAAAUUCUGCCUGCUCCUUUGUCGAAGCAGACCAUAGCUCAAAUCUUCGAUUCUCGCUAUCGACCUGGACCGCAAGAAGUGAAACUCCAAGUGGCCCUAACGCUCAAGUCCAUGACAGGAGUUUUAGUUCGACUCCAAAAGCGACCAUAACACAAACUUUUUUUAUUUUUUAUUAUUCUCUAAUUUUUGUUUAAUUUACGGCGUGGCUUUAUUAUAUUUCCUUAAGAUUAAGGUGAUAAUAUUUUAAUAAUACAAUAAUAAACAAGGAAUAAUCCUAAAA